GUGUCAGUGAGCCUGCUGUCACUGUUGGUGACCACCUGUGGCCUGGCCCUUUUCGGGGUCUCACUCUUCUUCUCAUGGAAGCUGUGCUGGGUGCCAUGGUGCGACUGUGGCCUUCCCGAGGGCUUGAAGGAUGGCCACGGGGACCAGCAACCAGUCCUGAUGGAGAUGGAUGGGGUGGAGAAUGAGUACAGCGAGGACUGUGUCAAGGAGCCCUCAGGCCUUUUAGCCCCAGAGUCAGCCAUGAAGAUCAGCCACACGUCCCCAGACAUCCCCCUGGAGGUCCAGUCCAAGCCCAAGGAAAACCACGUCAGCCAUAUCGCCCGCGUGCAGCGCCAGAUCACAGAGCCCACCUCCUCUGUCCGGUCAGCCCCACAACACAGAAACAAUAACGAGGCAAUUGAACUACCCUGUUGCAUUAUGUCUAUAGAUAGCUAAUGAUAACUGGUUUCUCUACCCUCUGUAGGCACAACUCCUUCCGCCGCCAGAUGAACCUGUCCAACCCAGACUUCAACACGGGCCAGUUCCAGAGACAGGAGUCCCUGGCCACUCUGGGCCGGAUCAAACCUGAGCUCUAUAAGCAGCACUCUGUGGACACGGACGACGGCAGGAGGGCUGACAGCUGCGGCCGGAUACACUUCAUCCUCAAGUUUGACUGUGACCUGGAGCAGCUCAUCAUCAAGAUCCACAAAGCCCAGGACUUACCGGCCAAGGACUUCACCGGAACCUCUGACCCUUAUAUCAAAAUCUACCUGCUCCCCGACCGCAAGACCAAGCACCAGACUAAGGUGCACCGCAAGACCCUCAACCCCGUGUUCGAUGAGGUCUUCCUGUUCCCUGUGGCCUACGCUGAGCUGCCCACGCGCAAACUGCACUUCAGCGUCUACGACUUUGACCGCUUCUCCCGCCAUGACAUCAUUGGCCAGGUGGUGGUGGAUAACUUCCUGGACCUAGCAGACUUCCCCAGAGAGACUAAACUCUGUAGGGACAUCCAGUACGUCACC
This is a messenger RNA of Coregonus sp. 'balchen', 1001 nucleotides long. NCBI's taxonomy places the organism in Eukaryota, Metazoa, Chordata, Actinopteri, Salmoniformes, Salmonidae. The record is from the annotation of a GenBank genome assembly.